Messenger RNA from Aricia agestis (brown argus), 2673 nucleotides. RefSeq names its product cytosolic endo-beta-N-acetylglucosaminidase (gene ENGase). The transcript has 11 exons. Gene Ontology annotation, biological process: protein deglycosylation. The record is from RefSeq and is a predicted model, not a curated record. Gene Ontology annotation, molecular function: mannosyl-glycoprotein endo-beta-N-acetylglucosaminidase activity. Gene Ontology annotation, cellular component: cytoplasm. The coding region runs from base 381 to 2510 and encodes 709 amino acids. NCBI's taxonomy places the organism in Eukaryota, Metazoa, Arthropoda, Insecta, Lepidoptera, Lycaenidae.
UGUCUUAUCUAUCACUUUGCUAUGAACUGUGGGAAUCAGCUAGUGUUAUCAAAUGAUGUGACACAUUUCCUUUUUGUUUAUCACAGUACACAGUAUUAUUCCAUUGAAAUAGUACAUUUUAACUGCAACUAGAACGAGUAGCAUUCCAUUCUAGCCUUGACACGGUUCUAUUGAAAUAAUUAUUCUAACAAAGUAGAAUUAUUUAUUUACUAUCAGCCGAAUAGUUAACAGUCCAUUUGAGUGCAAGACUUGAUAGUUGAUUUUGUUUCAAGCUAAUUUCAACAAACAUUAAGGGCAGCUUAUUGAGCUCAAUUGUAAAUUAAUAGUGUUGCUAAAAGUAUUUAACUACCUGCGCGGACGUGAAAGUGGCAGAAAAGAAGAUGUGGAUCCAAGACGAACUAACCUGUAAACCGCUGGAUAGCUACGAAGAAAUCAUAAGUUUUAUACAAAAUCCACCGAGUUGGAGAACAUUAUGCACCGACAUAAAGCCGCACAGCCAGGAGAUGAUAAAGAAUAUGGACAUCAACAAGAAUUCCGGCACCAGCUUGCUCGAAUCGCCUCAAAGUUUUUGCCAUUUCAAUCCCGAGGCAGAGGACAUUCAACGACACGAUAAAAAGAAUUUGCCGAAGACGUUGGUGUGUCACGAUAUGGCCAAUGGCUACCACGACGAUAGCUAUAUCGACGGCACGGGCCAGAGCGACGCGUAUAGCUUCUACAACUGGGCGGGAAUCGACGUGUUCUGCUACUUCAGCCAUCACCUCAUCACCAUCCCGCCGCUCGGCUGGAUCAACGUGGGACACGCGCACGGCGUCCAGGUUAUUGGUACUAUAAUCACGGAGUGGGGGGCGGGCGCGGCGUUUUGGGACAGGGCGCUGUCGUCGGAGCGCGAGUGGCGCACGCUGGCGAGCGCGCUCGUCGCCAUCGCCAAGACGCUCAAGUUUGACGGCUGGCUGCUUAACGUCGAGAACAAGAUCUCCCGGCCGGCGGAGCUGGUGCGGUUCGUGCGUCACCUGCGCGCGCUGCUGCGGCAGGAGCUGCCGGCGCCGCUGCUGCUGUGGUACGACAGCGUCACCGUCGACGGCCACCUGCAGUGGCAGAACGGACUCAACGAGAAGAAUAAGGAUUUCUUCGAGGCGUGUGACGGUAUCUUCACGAACUACUCGUGGUCGGAGGGCGACGUGCGGCGCAGCGCGGCGGCGGCGGCGGCGGCCGGCCGGCUCACCGACCUCUACGUCGGGAUAGACGUCUGGGGACGCAACUUCCACGGCGGCGGACAGUUUAACACCAAACAGGCAGUGGAGGUAGCUCACAAGCACGGCUGUUCCCUGGCGAUCUUCGCGCCGGCCUGGACGCACGAGGCGCGCGGUGACUCCGUCAUCCACGGGCCGGCGCUGGAGCCCUACGACCAGUUCCUGGUGCGGGACCGCGCGCUCUGGGGCUCCCUGUGGCCCUACCUCAACACGCGCCUGCCCAUCGCGCUGCCCUUCCAGACCGCCUUCUGUCGCGGCCAGGGCAAGAAGAGGAGGUUGUAUGGGGAGGUGAUAGGUCCCGUGGCGUGGUACAACCUGCGGCACCAGCAGUACCAGCCCAACUCCGCGCUCGGCCCGCACGGCUACGCUCUCGCCCCGCACAAGUACACGCCCAAGGCCGAACUGCCCGCACACGCCGGCACACACCGCAGAUCCAUCGAGGCCUCCGUAGAAGUGGGCUCCACGAAAGACGACCAAGAAGAAAAGAGUCAGGAAGAUCUCAAAAGGCUCGCUUACAAGGACUUCGUACUGAAGACGCCGAAAACGGAGGCCGAUGAUGAAAGUGAUACUAAAGAGCCAGCUAAGGACGCAAACUUACUGAAAGGUUCCAAUGGCCCAGCUCAAGAGUCAAGGUCAGACAGCACUGGCAACGAAAUACCACAUUCAGACAAAGCCAGCGAGCCCGUGGCACGAGACAAGUGGGGGCGGCGGCGCUACAGCCUGGCGGUGGUGCCGCGCGAGCUGGAGUGCCUGGAGCCGUUCUUCGAAGACAGCUUCAUGGGAGGGUCGUGCCUAAAGGUGAACCCUCGCAACUCUGUCUCGUCCCCACACCGCGUGGCGCGGCUGUUCCACUGCGACUUCCGCAGCCCGCGGCUGGUGGCGUGCGUCAUCACCAAGACCAUGCCCGGCCACGGGGACCAGACCCUGGACGUCACGCUGCACGUUAACGACGAGGGAAGGAGAUUUACACGGGUGUUGGUGGGUCACGAGGUUCAAGAGGCAACGGAUUCUGAAGUGUCGGCCCCGUCGUACGUGUUCCCGCUGGAGGGCGCCGCGUUCCGCCGCGUGCAGGCGCACGUGCUGCUCACCGAGCCCGCCUUCUACGUGCCUGUGAGGAACGACUUCGGGUGGAAAGUCAGGUACUACGACGUGGACAUCGGCUCUGGUCGAGUCACCACGGUGAGUUGCCGCGCGCGCCGCCCCGACGGCCCCGUACUGCUGGGAUACAUCGGCCUCUGUCACUACACCGAUACACCCUGACACCAAGACCGACAACAAAACUAAUUGAUAAUUAGGGUACGUGUUCCUGAUAGAGAAAUCACUGUGAAAGUAGCAGCGCUGAAAGGCCUUUUUUCCGCUUUUAUGUGGGAAAGCGCACCAGCGUCACAAGUUUCCCCAUACAAAAAUGAAAAAAAGUGCUCAU